AUGGCACCCGCAGCAUCCUCCGGCGGCAAGAAGCAGAAGAAGAAGUGGUCCAAGGGCAAAGUCAAGGACAAGGCCAACCACGCCGUUGUUCUUGAUAAGGCCACUUCCGAGAAGCUCUACAAGGAUGUGCAGUCCUACCGUCUCAUCACUGUCGCCACGCUCGUUGAUAGGUUGAAGAUCAACGGCAGUUUGGCACGCAAGGCCCUCAGCGACCUGGAGGAGAAGGGACAGAUUAAGAAGGUCGUCGGACACUCGAAGAUGAACAUCUACAGUUCUAACAAAUUCGUGUGUUGCAAUGUAGCCCGCGCUGUUACAGCUGCAGAGUAA
Messenger RNA from Paracoccidioides lutzii Pb01, 327 nucleotides. Its product is annotated as 40S ribosomal protein S25. The record is from RefSeq and is a predicted model, not a curated record. Gene Ontology annotation, molecular function: structural constituent of ribosome. The transcript has 4 exons. The coding region runs from base 1 to 327 and encodes 108 amino acids. Gene Ontology annotation, cellular component: cytosolic small ribosomal subunit.